UUAUUAUUAAAUUUGAGCUCAGCUUGUUGAGAGCUUCAAAAUAAGUAUAAUCACGACUAGAUUCCGUCAACUUUGAAAAUAGUUCGGUUUCACCACGAAAACCGUGGGUUACUGUAGGUGGUCGUGGUGAGACCAAAUUUUUUCCAAAUUUGGGCAUGAUUAUACUUAUUUUGAAGCUCUGAACUAGUUGAACUCAGUUUUGAAGUCAAAAAUUAGUAGAAACCGAUCUUUGAAGUAAUUUUUCGCUUCGAGACCCAAUUUUUGCAAAAUUUAAAAAUUCUUUAUUUUUCUAGAGGAGUUUGAAUACAGCUUCUUGUGAGCUUCAAAAUAAGUAUAAUCAUGCCUAGAAUCCGCCGAAUUUAAGUAAAGUUGGGUCUCGCCACGAAAGUCUUACUGUAGCUCUGAAUUUUCGUGGCGGGACCCAACUUUCUUCAAAUUUGGCAGAACCUAGGCAUUAUUAUACGCAUUUUGAAGCUCUCAGUAUGCUGAAUUUGAAAAUCUACUUUACUUCAUAAAAAUCCCAGUUUCGAAAAAAAUAUUUUGAAAACAAAAUUGCUCCUUUGUUUUCCCCAAGUUACCACCCGGUGAGAGGUGCCACUCAGUUUGACACGUUACUUAUUGAGUGGAAAUUGACGAGAAAAUUGAAGGAAAACAAUAAUAGGAAGUUAUGAUUUAUUUUAGUUUUUCUUCCCGGAAAAAAAAAAUUUCGAAAAAAUAUCAGAUUUUUUUGCCUCACCUCCUUCUUUUUCAAAAUUUCCCCAAUUUUUUUCUGAAUUUUUUAAAUUAUUUCUCCCGAUUCAGAACCAAUGCAUGGAUGAGAAAAUCGAGGAUCAGUCGUUUUUUGGCUCUUGGACACGUGAGCAGGUCGUUUCGUAUGUUAGCUUUGCCUACGUCAUCAUUUCCAUACUAAUGGUACUUCUCUGGUCCAUGUACCUUUGCAUAGACGGGCGACGGAACCCGAAAAAGGACACCCGGGUGAUCCAUAUGUUGGCGCAGAACGCAUUUUUUCGAAGUGUUCCUUGAUUUUUCCUGAUUUUUUUUUUGGUUUUUUCAACAUUCCUACAUCUCAUUGUUCACUUUUAUUGAAAUAUACAUAUAUUAUUUAAUAAAAAAAUUUUUGAAAUUUUUUUUUUGAAAACUUGAAAUUCAAAAAAAAAAUUUAAGAUCACGAAAUAAAUUUAUGGACCUGUGUUCUGUUUUGUAGGUUGUGUGUAUGAUAUUAAAAUUCAGAAAAAUGAAAAAAA
This is a messenger RNA of Caenorhabditis elegans, 1244 nucleotides long. RefSeq names its product Very-long-chain 3-oxoacyl-CoA synthase (gene C37A5.11). The record is from RefSeq and is marked reviewed. The transcript is spliced from 2 exons. The coding region runs from base 811 to 1023 and encodes 70 amino acids. Lineage: Eukaryota; Metazoa; Nematoda; Chromadorea; Rhabditida; Rhabditidae.